AAGGCUACUUGAAAUGGCAUUCGAUUGUCUGAACAGUUUAUGGGAAAAAUCGAGUAGCAGGAUAUAACUUUAGUUAGCUAAGUACGCCGAGCCACUAGCUGACCUACUCAACACUACUCUACAUUUUUGUCUCCUCCUCAACGCUGCUUUGCUCGUUUCCUUAUCCAGCUGCAACGUCAUAAAACUGGACUUCGUACUGUCUGCUUUUCUAGCAUUCCGCGAAGGGAAAGGCGCGCAGCGGACUACACUUUCAUUUUGAAUCGGCUGCGUUUCAUUAGGCUACGCUGAAAACAUGGAAAUCACAUUCGCAGGGAAGAGGGCCGUGGUAACUGGAGCAGGGAAGGGGAUAGGCAGGGCCACUGCGCUGGCGCUGGCACGGAGCGGAGCAGAGGUCACCGCUGUCACACGCACCCAGGCUGACCUGGACAGCCUCCUCAUUGAGUGUGCCUCCAUUAGGCCGGUGUGCGUGGAUCUGUCGGACUGGGAGGCCACUGAGGCUGCACUAAAGGACUUGGGCCCAGUGGACCUGCUGGUGAACAAUGCAGCCUGCGCUUCACUGCAGCCCUUCCUUGAAGUCACCGCUGACCAGUUUGACAAAGUUUUCAACGUCAAUGUUAAGGGAGCCCUGCAUGUUGCUCAGAUUGUGGCUCGAGGAAUGAAGGCCAGGGGAGCUGGCGGUUCCAUUGUUAACAUCUCAAGCCAGGCAUCGCAGCGUCCGCUGAAAGACCAUGCCGUUUACUGUGCCACAAAAGCAGCCCUUGACAUGCUGACUAGAGUGAUGGCUUUGGAACUUGGACCAUAUCAGAUCAGAGUGAAUGCUGUCAAUCCCACAGUGGUGAUGACUGACAUGGGCAUUGUGAACUGGAGUGACCCUAAGAAGGCCAAAACCAUGAAAUCAUGCAUUCCAAUGGGAAAAUUUGCAGAAGUGGAAGACGUGGUGAACUCCAUCCUGUUCCUCCUGAGUGAGAAGUCUGCCCUGACCAAUGGAGUCACUCUGCCAGUGGAUGGGGGGUUUCUCGCCUGCUAGCCUGUCCUAAAUCAGUAAAGCACAGCACUACUUCUACCAUAGCAGAUCAUGCCAGCUCAGUAUAACCGGAUUCUGUCCUUUGGACAUGAUUUUCCUUUAUUCAUAGUUAAGAAUUCUAAUAAAAUCAAGUUUCAAGAGUA
This is a messenger RNA of Anguilla anguilla (European eel), 1167 nucleotides long. RefSeq names its product dicarbonyl/L-xylulose reductase (gene dcxr). Gene Ontology annotation, molecular function: L-xylulose reductase (NADPH) activity; carbonyl reductase (NADPH) activity. The record is from RefSeq and is a predicted model, not a curated record. Gene Ontology annotation, biological process: glucose metabolic process; xylulose metabolic process. Lineage: Eukaryota; Metazoa; Chordata; Actinopteri; Anguilliformes; Anguillidae. The transcript is spliced from 9 exons. Bases 293 to 1027 code for a protein of 244 amino acids.